Molecule: messenger RNA, 955 nt
Organism: Lagenorhynchus albirostris (white-beaked dolphin)
Lineage: Eukaryota; Metazoa; Chordata; Mammalia; Artiodactyla; Delphinidae
Gene: EIF1B
Product: eukaryotic translation initiation factor 1B
Exons: 4
Coding region: 254-595 (113 amino acids)
Biological process (GO): translational initiation
Cellular component (GO): eukaryotic 43S preinitiation complex
Molecular function (GO): translation initiation factor activity; RNA binding; ribosomal small subunit binding
Source: RefSeq, a predicted model, not a curated record
UUGUCGGAGAAGCCGCAGCGCCGCCUCUUCUCUCGCGUCCUCGCAUCCGUUGCUGCCGCCUCUUCCUCCGCCUCCUCCUUCGCCUCUUCCUGCCUCCUCCCGGCUUCCGCCGCCGAUCCAGCCGCUUCCCAACCCCGGGGCGAAGCGUCUCCUUAUUUAUUUCCGUUUUCUCGCCACUACCGCCUCCUGACACGGUGAUCCGGGCGGGCCCCGCAGGAAUUUUAUCCCCUCACCGGCCUCACACUAGUAUCGCAUGUCCACUAUCCAGAACCUCCAAUCUUUCGACCCCUUUGCUGAUGCAACUAAGGGUGACGACUUACUCCCGGCAGGGACUGAGGAUUACAUUCAUAUAAGAAUCCAGCAACGGAACGGCAGAAAGACACUGACUACUGUUCAGGGCAUUGCAGAUGAUUAUGACAAGAAGAAACUUGUGAAAGCUUUCAAAAAGAAAUUUGCCUGUAAUGGUACUGUGAUUGAACAUCCUGAAUACGGAGAGGUUAUUCAGCUUCAAGGUGACCAAAGAAAAAACAUUUGCCAGUUUCUCUUGGAGGUUGGCAUUGUCAAGGAGGAACAGCUUAAGGUUCAUGGAUUCUAAAAUGAACCUAAAUACGUGGAGAAUUUCUUGAAUAAUUUUGUUCUCUAAACCAAGUUUGGCUGCCUUGUGAAAUGAUUCUCUGCAGUAAACGGACUUUUCAUUUAUUUAAUCAUUCAAACUUUCAUUCAUAUCUGCAUGAUUACAGAAAACAUGGGGUAUGUAGGCUAGUAACACAUAAGAAAAUUGCAGUAAGAUGGUAAUGAAACCCCGUAUUCAUCUUAACAUGUUUCCAAUGGAAAAUAUUUUGUUUUGAGUGUUUAUUUGUUUAUUGUUCAGUUUAUUACUUUUCACUUGAUUAAAUUUUUUUGUUGUAUUAAACCAUGUAUGUUGCAGCUUAACAAUAAAAAAAAAAUCUAUGAA